AUGUAUACUAGUAAUAAUAUAAGACUGUUGUUGGUAGCUACACUGUUGGUGUUGCUAUCAACAUUCAAUAUAGUUUCAGCAGAUUAUGAAGAUCAUGCCAUCUCUACAGUUACAUAUGGCAGUAUAAUCAAGCUGGGACAUGUUGCGACAAAGUUUAGAUUGCACUCACAUAAGGUCGCUUAUGGAAGUCAGGGAGGCGGUAGUGGCCAACAGUCAGUCACUGGAUUCCCAGAGAAUGACGAUACAAACAGUCUGUGGAUGAUCAAGGGACCACAUGGACAGUACAGACAGCAGGGCACGAUCAUCAAGAAUGGCGACACAAUCAGAUUGAUCCAUCUGAACACCCGCAAGAACCUGCACAGCCAUCUGGCCGUCUCGCCACUCACAAAGAACAACGAGGUCAGCUGCUUUGGCGAGAAUGGCGAGGGCGACACUGGUGACAACUGGGUCGUCGAGCUUAUUGAUGCCGGCGAUCAGUGGACACGUGACGUUGAGUUCAGACUCAAGCACGUCGACACCAAGGCCUACCUCACAGCCAGCGCAAACUACAAGUACCAACACCCAAUCCCAGGUCAACUCGAGGUCUGUGGUAUGAACAAGAAGGAUGCCGACACCAAGUGGAAGGCUGAGGAAGGUAUCUACUUUGAGGAGCGUCAAGAUAUCUAG
Acytostelium subglobosum LB1 is the source of this 666-nucleotide messenger RNA. RefSeq lists its product as hypothetical. Lineage: Eukaryota; Evosea; Eumycetozoa; Acytosteliales; Acytosteliaceae. Bases 1 to 666 code for a protein of 221 amino acids. The record is from RefSeq and is a predicted model, not a curated record. The transcript has 2 exons.